AUGGGAGGGGGGCUCCUGGGGGUUGGGUCCCCGCUCAGCACCCAGCAGCUGCAGUGGGACCUGCUGGAGAGGUCUGGGGACGAGCGCGGGGUGGCGGGGGACGAGCUGCCCGGCCGCUACGUCGCCGACGAGGGCAGCGGGAGGCUCUUCAGGCGAGGACGGCUCCUGGGGGAGGGGGCUUUCGGGCGCUGCUACCGGCUGACGGAGGUGGCCAGCGGCAGGGUCUACGCCGCCAAGGUGAUCCCACGGGCUCGGCUCGCGGCGCUGGGGAUGGCGGAGAGGGUGGAGCGGGAGCAGGAGCUGCAGGGCCGCCUGUGCCACUGCCACGUCGUGCGCCUGCACGGGCACUUCGCCGACCGCGGCCACCUCUACCUGCUGCUGGAGCUCUGCGGCCGGAGGUCCCUCGCCGACAUCCUGCGGGCCCGGGGGACGCUGACGGAGCCGGAAGCGCGGUACCACCUGCGGCAGGGCAUCGCGGGGCUGCGCUACCUCCACGGCCAGGGCGUCGUGCACCGGGACCCGAAGCCGAGUAACGUGCUGGUGACCGAGAGGAUGCAGGUGAAGAUCAGGGACCCGGGGCUGGCUCGGCAGGAGGCGGCGGGCAGCCGGUGCUGGGGGGCGCUCUGCGGGACGCCCAGCUACAUGGCCCCGGAGGUGGUGGACCGAAAGCGCCACGGCCUGGCCUCGGACGUCUGGGCCCUGGGCUGUGUCAUGUACGCGGUGCUGACGGGCAGCCCCCCGUUCGAGGCGGCCGAGCGGCAGGAGCUGUACGGGCGCAUCCGCACGGCGCAGUACCCGCUGCCUGGCCGCCUCUCGCCCCGAGCCCGAGCCCUCCUGGGGCGCCUGCUGGUCCCCGAGCCCGCGGCACGAGCCAGCCUCGGGGAGGUGCUGGACCACGGCUUCUUCACCCAGGUAUAA
This is a messenger RNA of Cygnus atratus (black swan), 918 nucleotides long. RefSeq names its product inactive serine/threonine-protein kinase PLK5-like. Gene Ontology annotation, cellular component: centrosome; spindle pole; nucleus. Gene Ontology annotation, molecular function: ATP binding; protein serine/threonine kinase activity. The transcript is spliced from 8 exons. The record is from RefSeq and is a predicted model, not a curated record. Lineage: Eukaryota; Metazoa; Chordata; Aves; Anseriformes; Anatidae. Gene Ontology annotation, biological process: mitotic cell cycle; regulation of cytokinesis; protein phosphorylation. Bases 1 to 918 code for a protein of 305 amino acids.